Molecule: messenger RNA, 1391 nt
Organism: Coffea eugenioides
Lineage: Eukaryota; Viridiplantae; Streptophyta; Magnoliopsida; Gentianales; Rubiaceae
Product: adenylate kinase, chloroplastic
Exons: 7
Coding region: 143-1033 (296 amino acids)
Biological process (GO): nucleoside triphosphate biosynthetic process
Cellular component (GO): cytoplasm
Molecular function (GO): nucleoside diphosphate kinase activity; ATP binding; AMP kinase activity
Source: RefSeq, a predicted model, not a curated record
CGUUAGGCUCGUACCACCGAUUCUUUGUUUGGACAUAACAAAACAUUUCAACGAACUCUUAUUUAUUUCUGCUUCCCUCAGCUGAAAAAGAAAGAAAGAAAGAAAGAGAGCUGAGAGGAAAGAACUGACUCACCAAACAACAAUGGCUUCGCUCAACUCUUCAUCCGUGAGCUUCUUGAAUUCUCCUUCACUGCCAAACAAGCCCUUAUUAACUACUAAUUCUUCUCUUAAUCAGCUUUCUUUUCCUAAAUCCAGUUCGUUAAUUAAUUCCAAUGAUUCCUUAACUUUAUUCCAUGUCCGAUCAAGCCGAGCUUCGUCUUCGAGAAGUCCUAAAGCCUUGGUUGUGGCGGCGGCGGCGAACAAAUCAGAGCCGUUGAAGAUAAUGAUUUCCGGAGCUCCGGCUUCUGGUAAAGGAACACAAUGUGAGCUCAUUAAAAAAAAGUAUGAUUUGGUGCACGUUGCAGCUGGAGAUCUGUUGAGGGCUGAAAUUGCUUCUGGAAGUGACAAUGGAAAGCGAGCAAAGGAAUACAUGGAUAUAGGACAGUUGGUCCCAGAUGAAAUAGUUGUCAUGAUGGUUAAAGAGCGGUUGAUGCAACCUGAUUCUCAAGAUAAAGGUUGGCUUUUGGAUGGAUAUCCUCGGAGCUUAUCACAAGCAACUAAACUUCAAGGAUAUGGUUUCCACCCAGAGCUCUUCAUUCUCCUUGAAGUCCCUGAGGAGAUCCUAGUUGAGAGGGUUGUUGGCCGGAGGUUAGAUCCAGUUACUGGUAAGAUAUACCAUUUAAAGUAUUCUCCCCCAGAGACAGAAGAAAUUGCUGCAAGGCUUACUCAACGAUUUGAUGACACAGAAGAAAAGGUUAAACUCCGAUUGCACACUCAUCAUCAGAAUGUGGCAUCAGUGCUUGCGAUGUUUGAAGAUACUAUCAUCAAGGUGGAUGGAAGUGUUUCCAAGGAGGCUGUAUUUGCGCAGAUAGAUUCUGCAUUAACAAAGCUGCUGGAGCAAAGGGCAGAAAAGAUAGGAUCUGCAAUAGCUUAGAACAGUAAGUCCGGAAAUGAUUGAAAUCAUACAGAAGAAAGAUUAGGAUUUUGCUAGGUGAGAAAGCAGGAAAUUUUUAUGACAAGUACUUACAAGAUUAAUGGCUGAUAGCUUGAUGGAUUCUUCCCUUGUAUACUAGUGCAAAUAUACAUGCGACAACCAAAGUUGUAUGUACUAUUGCAGUGUCCAUUGUCCAAAUUUAUCUGCUACUGUUACUUUUGCGUUUUUGUGUUUUCUUCCCCCAGCCAUCAACACUCUGCAAAUUGUUGUAUUAUCUUCUGAAGAAUAACUUUUGCUGUUGAAUUGUCAGAUUUCCGGUCAUGGAAUUGUUAAUGACUAUAACUAAUUUGCCGUCGCA